GGAAGGACUCCGCUUUGCCUCCGUGUGGCUGCUGCUCGGCCCCAGGCUGCAGCUGGGAAGCAGGCGUGGGCAGGCCGGUUGUACCUGGCCUGGAGCUCCAGAUUAGAAGAGGAGCCAUGUCAGAAGAAACAGUAAGUGAAUCACAGUUUUCCUUGAAGACAGCUGCCCUAAGAGUGUUUGAUCUUCCUCUGACUUGGUACUAUUCUCUCUCCCAGAUCAAGUUUUCUCCAGUGGCUAAAAAGUUGUUUGUGGUAACGGCAGUGAGUGCUAUAUCUGUAAUUUUUCUGGCCCAUCACUUUAAAAGAAAACGUGGAAAGAAGAAAGGAAAAAUAUUACCAUGGGAACCAGAGCACCUCAUACUUGAGUACACUAAAAGAACAGCAUCAGACAAAGGUUCAAGUUGUUCCGGUAGCAGACAGAAUUUGACAUUAUCUUUAAGUUCUACCAAAGACAAAGGAUCUCAAGCUUGUAACUAUGCUAAUGGAGGACUUUUCAAUAAAUAUUCAGGUUCUGCACAGAGUUUGGCCUCCGUCCAGAGUGUCAAUUCUUGUCAUAGCUGCGCUUGUGGCAAUUCUAAUUCCUGGGACAAAGCAGAUGAAGAUGAUAUUAAACUUGUUAAUAUUCCUGUGACUACUCCAGAGAACUUAUACUUAAUGGGUAUGGAAUUGUUUGAAGAGGCAUUGCGUCGAUGGGAACAAGCUCUAACCUUUCGCAAUAGACAGGCUGAAGAUGAAGCUUGUGGUUCCAUUAAACUGGGUGCAGGAGAUGCCAUUGCUGAAGAAAAUGUAGAUGAUAUUAUUAGUACUGAAUUUAUCCAUAAACUCGAAGCUCUACUCCAAAGAGCCUAUCGUCUCCAAGAGGAGUUCGAAGCUACCCUUGGGGCAUCUGAUCCUAAUUCCCUUGCUGAUGAUAUUGAUAAAGAUACAGAUAUCACCAUGAAGGGUAAUGUGGAUGACUUUGGCCUGCGAGACACCUUGAGCAUCGCAUCCACGGAUUCCUUUGCUUCAGCAGCAGAGCUUGCAGAACACAGAGAAGUACGGCAUACCUACAGCCUGGAGUCCCUUUGUCACUGCCCAUUUUACGAGGAAGCCAUGCAUUUAGUUGAAGAAGGAAAAAUUUACUCCAGAGUACUGAGAACUGAAAUGUUGGAGUGCCUAGGAGACAGUGAUUUUCUUGCCAAACUUCACUGUAUUCGACAGGCUUUUCAGGUAAUUCUUUCAGAGUCAGCCAACAGGAUAUUCCUCGCUGAAAGUGGAAGGAAAAUUUUAUCAGCUUUAAUUGUGAAGGCACGAAAGAAUCCAAAGAAGUUUGAAGAUGUUUUUGAUGAAAUGAUCUAUUUUUUAGAGCAGACCGAUCACUGGGAUAGUACUGAAAUGGAACUUGCUGCUAGAGGGGUGAAAAAUCUAAAUUUUUAUGAUGUUGUUCUGGAUUUUAUAUUAAUGGAUUCCUUUGAAGAUUUGGAAAACCCACCCACAUCCAUACAGAAUGUAGUAAAUAAUCGAUGGCUAAACUCAUCCUUCAAAGAAACAGCUGUGGCUUCAAGUUGUUGGUCGGUGCUGAAACAGAAAAGACAACAGAUGAAGAUCCCAGAUGGAUUUUUUGCCCAUUUUUAUGCCAUUUGUGAACACAUCAGUCCUGUCCUAGCCUGGGGCUUUUUGGGUCCUAGAAAUUCUCUCUAUGAUUUAUGUUGCUUUUUUAAGAAUCAAGUUCUUUUAUUUCUCAAAGACAUUUUUGACUUUGAAAAGGUGCGCUAUUCAAGUACAGAGACUUUAGCUGAAGACCUCAUGCAGUUACUCAUUCGCCGCACUGAGCUUUUAAUGGCCUAUCUUGAAGCAGAUGCCCUGAGGCAUACAAGUAGUUGUCUAAGUAGUCAUGGUCAUGUUAUGUCCACUGGGCUACUGGAAGCCAAAGUACAAUAAGUACCAUAAGAAUCAUGCAAUUUGAGUGUGCUAUGAAACAUUUUAAGGUAACUAUUGAUUUUGUAACAUAUAUUACAGAAUCAACAGAAUUGGUGCAUGUGGAUUCAGGAGGAAAAAAAUCUAGUAAAAAUAAGCAACUGUACUGUAUUUAUACAGAAGUUCUGUCAUUGAAUUCCUGUGUAGUGUAGUCAUAGUGGCUUUUUGCACUUACUAGGUAAUAAUCAAAGUUGUGAAAUGUAUCUUUUACAGAAAUAUUGCUUGAAUUGAAGCCAGUAUUUGGGAGUUAAUUGGUUUGUCUUCUUGAAGCUGUCAUUCUCAAAAGCUCUGUUUUUAUGUUUUGCACCUUUAAAAUGUACACUUUAGCCAAGAUCUUUGUGGCCCACACAUGCAAGAAUAUAUUACUCCUAGUGUCAGUAUAUUUAACUUUGCCUAGAAACAUAUUUUUAAUUAUAAAGUUAUUCAUUUGUUUAAUCAAAUCUAGGCAGUAAUGAUGUUUAACAUGUACUGCAUACAUUAUUGCUUGUGCAUUUGCUUAUGUAUUUGAAGCAAAGAAAUUGUAAUCACUGAAUAUUGUUAUAGUAUAUUUAAAUGGGCCACUUGUAGUGGCUCAUGCCUGUAAUACUUCGGGAGGCUGAGGCAGGAGGGUAGUUUGAGGCUAGGAGGUUGAGACUAGCCUGGACAACAUGAGGAGAUGCAUGUCUCUACAAAAAAAUAGAAAUAAAUUAGCUGGUAUCAAGCAGAGUUCCAUGGAAAUAUUAAAAUUUAAAAAUAAAAAUAAAAAUAGGCCGGGCUUGGUGGUUCAUGCCUGUAAUCCUAGCACUUUGGGAGGCCAAGGCGGGCGGAUCACCUGAGGUCAGGUGUUCGA
Piliocolobus tephrosceles (Ugandan red Colobus) is the source of this 2784-nucleotide messenger RNA. It is a transcript of the gene MIGA1, whose product is annotated as mitoguardin 1. NCBI's taxonomy places the organism in Eukaryota, Metazoa, Chordata, Mammalia, Primates, Cercopithecidae. The coding region runs from base 117 to 1919 and encodes 600 amino acids. The transcript is spliced from 16 exons. The record is from RefSeq and is a predicted model, not a curated record. Gene Ontology annotation, biological process: mitochondrial fusion.